Meloidogyne enterolobii is the source of this 576-nucleotide messenger RNA. The record is from the annotation of a GenBank genome assembly. Lineage: Eukaryota; Metazoa; Nematoda; Chromadorea; Rhabditida; Meloidogynidae.
AUGUUUUAUAAAUUUUUGAUAUUUCUUUUAAUUUUAUUUUUUAUUCCUUUUAUCAUUGGAGCCGAUAAUUGCCUUUAUAAAUGUAGAGAUGGUAAAGAGAAUUCGGUUGAUGGACGUUCAGAUUUUAAAGUAAAAUACCCUGUAAAAAUUAAACGUCUACGUGGAACACUUUACCGUCCGAACAAAGAACCUGCUUGUAAUGAAAAUAGGGCAACUGUUCUAAUGCCUGGAAUUGUUAAACUUUUGGAGGGAGAAAUGUUUGUACCAAAAAAUAAUUUUGAUUUAAUUAAAUCUGGCACAGUUAGAAUGACAGUUAAUUCGCCUAAUUUUGAUAAACCUAUUUGUUUAAAUGGGACAAGUCAAUAUUUAGCUAUGCCUAAUUCUUGGUGUUCAUUUAAUUUAUGUGAAUUUAUUGGGAAUGAUUUGUGCAAACUUUUACAAACGCCCGGAAUUCAUACAAUUAGUGAAUUAGAAAAAGUACUUAAUUUUAAUUCAACCCAACUGCUUCCUGAUCCGCCUGGUAUUUUUGGGAUUACUUUAUUGGAUAUAUUAUCGGUAAAUUUAUUUAAAAACUAA